Suhomyces tanzawaensis NRRL Y-17324 is the source of this 429-nucleotide messenger RNA. RefSeq lists its product as uncharacterized. Gene Ontology annotation, cellular component: kinetochore. The record is from RefSeq and is a predicted model, not a curated record. The transcript has a single exon. Lineage: Eukaryota; Fungi; Ascomycota; Pichiomycetes; Serinales; Debaryomycetaceae. The annotation marks the transcript as partial.
ACAAUGAAGUCAAGUCUGAUUCUCGAGAACUUCCUAGGUAAUAAUUCUUCAUUACAGUCAUUCGUACCGUAUGAGAUUUUCAUCAAGCUUAUGCCACCAGAUUGCCUGGACAAACUAUGUCAAUUGGUCUACGAGGAGUUGCAAAAGCAACGAAAGAGUGAAAGUGUACAACAUGUAACAAAGAGCAUACUUCAGGAAUUCGACGUACCAGUCACCUCAACUACAGAUAUCCAACCAGGUUCUGUUUUAAGAGCAAGAUCAAUUACAUCGAUUGAAAAGAGACUCAACAAGUUGUGCGAUGUAUUGGUCAGUCAGAAUUCUUCAUUGGACUAUGAAAUCGCCCAACUUAUCUCCACAACUGAAGGUAUAAUCCAGUUACUAAGUGAUUUGCGUUAUGGGAGGAAUUCGGAUUCUGGAAAGGAGAAAACA